AUUGUUGACGAUAUCGCCAUCUUUGGCACAUUUCCUGCCAGAACCACCCCGGACAGCAGACAGUCAUGGCGUUCCAGCGCUCUGUCGAGGCGACGCCGCUCUCGUCGCACACGUACAGCGUCAGCCUCGACGCCGAGUGGUGCAUUGGCUCUGUGCCCAACGGCGGCUACGUGACCUCGACCAUCAUCUCGGCCGUCAACAAGCACUUUGCCACGACCCUCGCCCGCCUCGGCCAGCCCGACACCAUGUCGAUGCAGCUGCAGUUCCUGCGCCGCACCCACGCCGGCGCCGGCGUCGUCACCGUCGCCGACGUCAAGCUCGGCAGCGGCAUCUCGGUCGUCCACGCCACCCUCUCGCAAGACGGCCGCGACGAGGUCCAGGGCUACGUCACGCACAUGAACUUUUCCAAGGAGGCCGGCCUCUCCAUCCCCACGGAACCACACUGCGGGCUCCUUCCGGCGCCAAAACCAAUCGACUUCUCAGCCAUCGACGCGUCCGGCAGAGACGCACACUGGCACACCCAGCGCGAAGCGGCCAUCACCAAGUUCCGCAAGGGCAUGCAGCACCUCGUCUUCGUCAAGCCCAACGUCGUCCAGGACGCCGGGUUCGCCGGGUUCGCCGACCAGUGGGUCCGCUUCCGCCCGGGUGGCCAGGGGAGCCCCACGGUGCCCUUUGUCCAGGAGGCGAUCGGGUACGUGGUUGACAUGUUCCCGCUCGCGUUUCGCGAGUCGCCCCACAUGAGCCAGGAGGAGAAGAUGGCGCCUCGGUGGUACCCGACGGUCCUGUUGAAUUUGGACAUCAAGCGCAGGAUACCGGACGGAACAGAAUGGCUGUACGUCCGGGCCACGACGGUCGAGGUGCACAACGGCAGGUUUGAUAUCCAGGUUGUCGUGCUGGAUCAGGCGGGCAGUCUGAUAGCGUUGAGUAAUCACGUCACGUUGGUCCUGGGAGCCGAGAGGAACUUGGCGGCGAGGAAGAAGCCCUCGGAGGCGGGGAAGCUUUGAUUCUGGCCCGCAUUAGAGUGCUAGCUUCAUAUGGCUAUGCGCCAAAGGUGACAUAUUGAACGCAAGGGACGGCUGUGCCGUCGUGAACAUAGAGAGUGUAUAGAGUAAAGAUAGAAGCUCAACAUGCAUGCUAUUAUUCUG
Messenger RNA from Microdochium trichocladiopsis, 1145 nucleotides. RefSeq names its product thioesterase-like superfamily-domain-containing protein. The transcript has a single exon. The record is from RefSeq and is a predicted model, not a curated record. The coding region runs from base 66 to 1004 and encodes 312 amino acids. Lineage: Eukaryota; Fungi; Ascomycota; Sordariomycetes; Xylariales; Microdochiaceae.